AUGAGCGAGAGGGAAACAACAUCCCAUAGCCCCGAGUUGGGCGGCGACAACAAUGGUAGCGUCGUCGUAGCUGUUCGCGUGCGACCCCUGGAAGGUUUGAGCAUUGAAGCAGGUGGUGCUUUGAGUAUGUCGCGAUUUACCGCCCAGCAGCGAAUGCAUCGUCGGGGAAUGUCGGCACAAGAGGGUGAUAAACCUGCUGUACGUGUGGGAGUUGACCGCAAAACAGUUGUUGUGCUUGAUCCCGAAAAUCUUCAAUACAUUCGGGAGAGUUUUGUUUUUAACCAUGUAUUUUCCCCCGUUUUGUUGGAUGAAUCCCUCAUGGGUACGGAUGGUGGAUCGGUAGGCGAUAUAGCCCGGCCGUCGGGAGAUGUCUAUGGGGGAAUUUCCAGUAGUGGAGGUUACAACUCGGGUGUUCUCGGUUGCUGCACGAAGGGGACCAAACUCAGUGCAGAAGACCGAAGGGCUGAAUUAGAACAACAGGAAGUAUACGAACUGUUAGGAGCUCCACUAACUGAGCAUUUUAUGAAAGGGCACAACUCCUGCCUUUUUGCAUAUGGACAGGAGGGUAGUGGCAAGAGUUACACCCUGUCGGGAACGGCGCGGUGCGUGGGGGUGAUUCCACGUAUUUGCAAAGAUCUUCUUAGCCGAGCUUCAGCGCCUUGUCGGAGCCCACCAUGUGAGGUCCAACGGAAGCAGGAGGCGGUGAAAAAUAAUCUCUUGCCACUUCAAGUGAGUCAUAUGUCGUUUGCUCUCCGUGGUGCGUAUACGUCCGCAAAGUCAGGGGGGAACUUUUCUUCGCCCAUAAAAAAUGCCCCCCCAACCGUGCUUCCGCCAUCGCUGAGGAACAAACAAAACGCCAGUCGGGUGGAAGUGACGAUAUCAUACAUGGAGGUUUGCAACGAUUGGGUUAGGGAUUUGCUUAAACCGAAAAGGGACAGGGACCCAAAAUGUGGCGAUGCAGACUCGUGCACAUACGGCUCGGAUGCUUUUGAGAGAUUGAAGGUGCGGUACUACCCAAGACAUGGCCCUAGUGUGGAGGGACUAACAACAAUUAACGUGCGCACGUGGGAGGAGUGCUGGAGUUAUAUCCAGUACGGAAACAUGGAGCGCCAGCAACUGAUAUCGUUACGUAAAACCCAUGGCCACACACACACUAUAUUCCGAAUAACCUCACCAAAGGUUGAUCCGUUUGAUGAGUGCAUUACGUCGGUGGAGUGUUCACCAAAGAUUGAUGUCGUUGAGCUUUCGAGCGUUGGCUGUUUAAAGAACUCUCGUUCUCCACCAAACACAGCAGGUAUUACCACGUAUGAGGAUUGUAGAAGACAGUUAAGGGAGUUCAAUGCGGUCCAGCGGUCUCUUGGAGUUUUGAGUCGCGUUCUUCAAGCAGUGGCAAGUGGUAGCAAAAACGCCCCGUACCGUGAGAAUCUGUUGACCCAUUUGCUCUCUGACGGACUCGUCGGUGGGUCGCUUACCAUCUUCUGCGCAACAGUGCUGUCAGACGUCUGUGCACAUGCCGAAACACUAACAACACUUCGUUAUGCCGCGCAGACUUGUAGUACCAUUUGCUGUAUGAAGCCCAAUGUGGCCUCGGUCGCAAGUACGGGCUGUUUGAACCAGAAACAACUGGGAACGACCGUGGAAAGUCUGUCACCGAGGUUUGAAGGUUCCACACCAACAGUACGAAAUGAUGUAAGGGGAAUGACCACCUCCGUCUCGUUGCCCUUUUGGUCCGAUUGUAGCGGCUCGCGAGCUGGAGCUGUGGGUGCCGCGAGUGACGACGGUUCGCCAAGCAAGAAUGGCGCAAAAGGGGCGUUUUGUGUUGAAUGCCUGCCAUAUAUUCCCGGGGCGAAGGUGGAACGAGUUGGCACGGAUUCAUACGUACCACCAAACAACUGCAGCGGUGUUACAAAUAUCACUGCCCUGAACCAAGGCGGGUGUUCAGGGCCGGGUACAUUGUUACGAAGGGAUCAACAGACUGUCGGACUGCCGCCACUUACCGGGUCACCGGGGGUUUCUUCCAGCCCGCGUGUUUCCUGGUCCGAAAGGUUGAAGGCAAGCGCUUCGUUUAAUAACUUGGGUUGUGGCAAUACCUCCAGAGGCGGGGUGGAGGGUUGGCAGUUGAGGUCCCCUUCCUCUGUUAGCGACAAACCUUCAUCCCCUUCUACCAGCGCUUUUAGUUCCCCCAGAAACUUGCUGCGUCCCAGCAGUUUGGUUCCCAACUCAGGUACUGCCGUGACUGACAGCCCGCUGCAGCCCCACACACCCAAUCGUGGAGUGGGAAGGGUUAGUGCCCUGGCUUCCUCUUUUCUGAUAUUAACAAGCCCUUCUGCGGUAGCCCCUAGUGGCCGAAUUGCAGGGCUAACAGCAUUGGGCGGCGCUCACGACGUUAUUAGUGCGAGUGGUGUAACAACAGGCGCGUUCCCGUCAGAGGUCUUGGGAGGAAGUCCCAUCCAUUCCUGGACCCAGCACGGUUUCCUCGGUUCCCCAGAGUUUGUCCGCAAAAAGGAAAGCCGAAGGAAUCUUGUAAAGGUUUUCACCCCUGAAGAGCUGCAGCCGUCGUUAGCGUCCCCUGAGUCAUGCUCUCCAAAGCAAAGCUGCCCACCAACACCAAUACUUUCCACCAAGAACAAUCCUACUCUCAAACCUCUAGCUACUAGUAAUCCAGUAUCUCCUACAGUGAAGUGA
This is a messenger RNA of Trypanosoma brucei brucei TREU927, 2685 nucleotides long. RefSeq names its product kinesin, putative. NCBI's taxonomy places the organism in Eukaryota, Euglenozoa, Kinetoplastea, Trypanosomatida, Trypanosomatidae. Gene Ontology annotation, biological process: microtubule-based movement. The record is from RefSeq and is a predicted model, not a curated record. The transcript has a single exon. Gene Ontology annotation, molecular function: microtubule binding; ATP hydrolysis activity; microtubule motor activity. Gene Ontology annotation, cellular component: microtubule; kinesin complex. Bases 1 to 2685 code for a protein of 894 amino acids.